AUGCGUCUCGAGUUUCCAUCAAAAUCCCCUCUGGUCGGCAACCGCACAGGAAUCAUAUGCUCACACCGCAGGACAGCCUAUUACGCCAGAACCAAGGGCCGAACGCAGGAGAUCCCUCCCGACGGCUCCCGAUCACCGCUGCCGCCCCGGCCACCGCUCCUCUCGUCGCGCUCCCUGCCCGACCUGAGCGCCGACGUCCGCGCCGCCCUCGGGGCCCCCAAGCACGACGAUGUCGCCUACCGUCACAGCGUCUGGACCCGCUGCCGGUGCUGCCGGCCCGGGCGCGGUCCUCUGGCGCUGCUGCGCCGCUUCGCCCUCGUCCCGCUCAUCGACGCCCUGCAGUUCCUCGAGGAGGCGUCCGAAUCCGUCUCGCCCAUCAUGCCCGCCCUGGUGGCCUCCAUGUUCCUGCUGAUCGCGCUGCCGCUGCUGAUCGCCUGGGACUACCUGUGA
Messenger RNA from Colletotrichum navitas, 450 nucleotides. RefSeq lists its product as uncharacterized. The record is from RefSeq and is a predicted model, not a curated record. Bases 1 to 450 code for a protein of 149 amino acids. NCBI's taxonomy places the organism in Eukaryota, Fungi, Ascomycota, Sordariomycetes, Glomerellales, Glomerellaceae. The transcript has 2 exons.